Sparassis crispa is the source of this 1518-nucleotide messenger RNA. RefSeq lists its product with no specific name. Gene Ontology annotation, cellular component: nucleus. Gene Ontology annotation, molecular function: histone H3K56 acetyltransferase activity. Gene Ontology annotation, biological process: DNA damage response. The record is from RefSeq and is a predicted model, not a curated record. Lineage: Eukaryota; Fungi; Basidiomycota; Agaricomycetes; Polyporales; Sparassidaceae. The transcript has a single exon. The coding region runs from base 1 to 1518 and encodes 505 amino acids.
AUGAUCUUACGGGACGCUCUGUUGGCUUCUCUCUCGAGGCUGCCCGGGACGCGUGAGUUCCAUAUACACGUUCUCCUCUCAUCUCCCAGAAAACACUCCGGUCUCUUUCCCUAUGCCCACCCUCGGCCUCGAGCGUACCUUCAGGACCUGCUCGUCCUGCUAUCUGAGCAGCAGCCAAACUCGCCUCGUGUGUUGGUAACUGCAAUUGAGGCGUCCAUAUACAACGUUCCUGUGACGUCUAGUGGCGUACUGUACAUCUCAAAAGUUGAUUCGUCGGGGCACGCCACCUUGCCAUCGCCCACUACGAGUCUCGUGCGCGCGUUGCUUGCAUUCUACGGUGAUCCCACAACGCGACCGUUGACUGCCGACCACUUUUGGAUCCAGUUGUUCGCGCGAGCGCAGGGCCAAUACCUCUUCCCGAACUCUGCCGAGUUCUCUGGAAAGAGUCCUCUGACUGGCAUACAACUGUGCGCUUGGUGGCAGCGUGUAUUGUCGGAUGUAGCGACUCAACUCAUGGCGCAGAAUCAACAGCUAAAGCUUGGCCUAUACUACGUUCUACCUGGUUUAAGCGAGGUGGAGGCGGUACAUUCGCUGGAUGCAGCCCGUACUCGUCCCCUCGCGACUGACUGCCCGUGGACUUAUGGGCAUCCGUACUCCCAGAUGGAAAUUCCCCUACCAUGCCCCGUCGGGAAGACGGUCGAUGAACGGUCAAGUCUUGGCCAUUUGAUCCCAUCCUUCGAUGACGAUCCCAAGUCUCGUUUCAUGGAUGAGAUUGCACACACCACAGACAGUGAAGGUGUCAAGUCCCCCAAGACGAAGCGCCCUAAAACCAGCCACCAUCCGAGCGGCGCGUCGCGGGACGACAAAGACGACGAAGAUGACGCACACGAGGCACGGCACGGCGAGAUUGAGCGGGUCUCACCGGACGAGUUCUGGGAGCGCAUGUCUUUCCGCCAGGAAUGUAUUGCAGGCGUCGUGACAGCUUUCUUUGCUAUGGGCCUAUCGACACCUAUUGCAGGCAGGAGUGUCCCCGCUUCAUCCCCACUGGCACCGCAACCUGGUCAAGUCGCUCCCCGGAUGGUUCGGCGCGUCGUGGCUACACUUCUGAAUCAUCAUGAAUUCUCCACGACGGAGCGCGCAGUGCGUGCAACAGAGACGCUAGAAGAGGCUGUCAAGGGUCUUUGCGAGGACCUCAAGUCCGCGGCCGCUCCAUUGCAGUCCCACCGCACUGUGACACCAGAGCGGGAGACUACGAGCGUAACCCUCGAAGUGCCUCGCACACCCCCGCGCCGGGUAGGCGGUUACCCGUCCAUCGCCGAUGUCUCGCCGAACCCGUUCGAUGAACCCGUGGCAUCGCUGGAGACUUAUCGCUCGUACAUCUACGGCACGAUCUCAGUCAGCAAUGCUUCUCUUCUUCCCAAGGACAGAGGCGACGUCGCAGGUCGAGACACGAAGGAGGCUCCGGCGCAGACUGUAACUGUUUUAGCGGUGCGUAAGAAGCGGAAGGUGGCUUCUUGA